Molecule: messenger RNA, 2764 nt
Organism: Acipenser ruthenus (sterlet)
Lineage: Eukaryota; Metazoa; Chordata; Actinopteri; Acipenseriformes; Acipenseridae
Exons: 20
Coding region: 635-2377 (580 amino acids)
Source: RefSeq, a predicted model, not a curated record
GAUUCGUUCAAGUGAAACGCUGUAAUCACCUUAGGGAUGAAAGCAGGGUUCAUGCGCAACAAUACCGUUUCCAUCGUCCCAAACGCGCAUACAGGAACUGUGCACGGACAGUGUCUGUAGCUCACUGACCCACUUGGCGAAGGUGAUAGCUAACAGAAAGGCUGUCUUCAUAGAGAGAUAUUUCAGCUCUAAGGUAUCUAUGGGCUCAAAAAGGGUAUGUUCACCAGUUUUGCUCGAGUUGUCUGGACCAUUGUGAUGUCACACCGCUGAGUGGUCCGGAUAAUACGCUGCAACGCGGAUGGAACACUAGCUAUUAUUGCAUCAAUUAAACGCAUUUAUAUUUCAGUAGGGCGCUAUUCAUAGGUUUUAAUCCUAUAAAUAUAAUUAUACAAAAUGAACGGACAUAUGCAAAAGUAAAAUGACCGUGCCUCAAGGAUAGAUACUUAAUCUGUGUGGUGUUUUAAUAUUAAGCCGGUAUAACACACUAAAGUUAGUUUUACACGACCUGCCUCUCAGCCUCAGCGACUUGUUUAGCUCUUGCCACUGGAAUGAGCGCUCUAGAAGUACGCGCUGCCUUGAUUCACACAAGAAACAUAAGAAUUGAUCUGUAACCAAGGAAGACAAGUGCUACCGAAUGUUUCCGACGAUUAAUACUGCUUCAAGCUCCAAUUCCCAGAAACCAAGAAGCAAAAAUAAUUUUGAAAUUGACAAGGGUCCCAAGUAUUUGAAAUCUGCACUGUGCUGGCCUCACAUUCCCCUGAAUCAACAAAAACCUCCACUGAGCAAAACCAAGACAGCACCAUUUGAUAUACAGAAUUAUCCGUGGAGUCUAAUCCUGGAUGAAACACAGUUAAUUCUGAAAUCUGUCAAGAAGACCAAAACUAAGAAGUGUGCUGAUCUUGACCGAUUUUCUUUGGACACAAGUGAGAGACAUCUAAGAAGGUACCGGCAAUUCACUGGUCAAUUUGGAAUAGAUGGACCAUUUGACAAACAACAGUAUGUCGUUGAGCCAUACAUAUUCAGCCUGAAGCAAAUUGAUAAUGUUAUUGCCACGGAGAGUCAAAACCAUCUGUGCAGAAGAAGAAUGCCCAUUCUCAGUAGCUUAACAAAGAGCAAUACUGAUAAUUUUCUCCAGCAGUCACUUCAUAUAAUAAAUAAGAAAAGUACAAAGACAAGUGCUUUUGAUUUCUAUAGGCCACUAGGCUACAGAUUAUCCAGUACCUGCUACCUCCCAACAUUUCCGGUAUGUUAUAAAACAGAGCAGGCGAGCUCUUCUGAUUCUUACGAAGACCUUUUCAACAGCUGCAGCCCAGUGAAAAUUCCUGACUCCUCAGUGAAUACGCCAGACACAGGGACUACAGAUGGGAACAUUCAUGACUCUGGUACAGAAACAAAGGAAGAUGGUGAAGACAGUAAAGAAGCUGAAUUGAAACCUUUUAACAAGAUUAACAGUGAAGAUGAAAAACAUCUACCUCCAGCGAACUCCGAGAACACACCCCAGACAGCAGAGGAACAGGAACCUUUAGUGACUAUUUCAGACCACACAGGGACCUCAGACCAGUACAUGCAUGACCCGGGUAGAACAGAUUCAGAUGAAGAUAGUAAAAGAACUGAAACAAAUCAUCUUAACAGCAUCAGCAGAGAACUGGAAUCAUCCCCACUACCUAAGGAGGUGACUACAGACAGCAGGCCAAGCAGCUGUUUUGAUGGAGACGGUCUAGAGCUUAAAGGAGAAGCCAUCUUCAGCAGAUCUCCAGCAGAUGCUGCCUCAUCACUGCAACCCACCAUGCCAAUACUAUGUCCUGAGAUGAACAACCAAAUCCCCUUUGAAGAAAGAACUGAUUUGGAAAUGAGGUUCCGUGACCUGGUGAAUAAUAAUGAAGGGUGCAUUCCGUUUUAUAAGCUGCGGGACACCCUGCCUUGCCAGUUGCGUGAAGGCCAGGUGCAGUUUGUGAAGGAGAUUUACAAUAUGACAUGUAGCAGCAGCACAUUUGCAGAAGAGGAGUACAUGGCAAUCCAUAAUUUAUGCAUGUUAAUGGUAAACCACAGUACAACACUACAGUAUGCAUAUAACAGCUUAAAUUCAGAGAAAAUAGAGGAGGACCUCCAUAGAUACAUGGGUCUCUUUUGCAGUGUCGAUCGACAGCAGCAUGGGUGCAUUAGUUUGUUGUCUCUGCAAGAGAUCCUGAGAGCUGUACUGGACCUGGAUUUCAGUAGCUAUCACAAGUCUGUGUGGAGAAAAAUUAUCAGGGACCUGCAACUGAAUGAAGUGCAUUCCGUGAGCAGACUUCAAUAUCUUGCUUUUGUUCCAUUCUUUCUUGCAUUGGAAAAAGAGACACUGGACAAGGGGACCUGUGUACCUGCGGAUUCUGCAUAGCCUGCUGUCAACAGUCAAACACAAAUUGACAUAAUUAUCAAUCAUCAGUUCCUUCUAGCCUCCAGGCACUUUGCAUAAUCUUGAGUUAAAUUUCAGAAUGUUGAAGCCCAGUACAAUGCUGGAAAUCCUGCAAAGCUGUUUUGUGAUAUGCUGUCAUGAUUUUCUGUUGUAAAAUAGAACAAAUAUCAUUCUGACUUAUUUCAAAAUAAUUGCAACAAGUUGUUUAUUGAACCCUAACAUAUAUUUUAGCUUAUACUGUGAAUCUCCUGUUUACAUCACUACUAACUAGUUUGUAAGAAUGCUGCAUUGGGGCUGUGUAUAUGAAGCAUCACAUAUUGUCAUUGCACAGUAAGAUGAUAAUAAACCAGCUUUUACAUAAUUAUAAUG